AUGUAUAUUGCAUUGCUAUUUGUUGGAAUUGUAAAAGUUAUUGCAGAUAAUUUUGGAUUCAUUGUCCAAUCAGGAGAGCAAUAGUGUCUUUAAGAUCAAUUAUUGAAGGGCUAAAUGAUGGCAUUAUAGAUUAUAGCUAACUCGACUGAAUUCGAGUUUACAGUGGAGGUACUCACUUCAUUAGCAAUCGUGAAAGCAAGGCCAAAAGGACCCCUAGUAGAUUGAGUCACGAAAAAAUGAGAUCCUCAUUAAGUACACAUUGACUAUGUGGAGCAAUGAAUACCUGAAAUAUUGCUUUAGAGUAUUUGGAACGAAAAACGCAAAGUUUGACAUCACAUAUAAGAAGGGAGAUGAAACAGUAGAUCGAGAGUAAAUGGCCAACAAAGAAGAUCUAGAUUUAAUUGAUGGGUAUUUAAAAUAGUUGGAUCGAGUUUAUGGGUAGAUGAAAGAUUUGAAUAGAUUUUAAAAGGGUUCAUAAGAAAACAAUUAAGGACUAGGAGAAACCUUAGGAUUGUAGAUGACCACAUUUACAAUGCUAACUUUAUUAACCCUUUGUAUAUCAACGUAUGUGUUAGUAAAACAAAUCAAAGUGGCAAUAAGAAAAUAAAAAGAAAAAUGAUAUAUUUAAAAAUAAGUAUGCUCC
Paramecium sonneborni is the source of this 643-nucleotide messenger RNA. The record is from the annotation of a GenBank genome assembly. NCBI's taxonomy places the organism in Eukaryota, Ciliophora, Oligohymenophorea, Peniculida, Parameciidae.